Molecule: messenger RNA, 2032 nt
Organism: Onychostruthus taczanowskii (white-rumped snowfinch)
Lineage: Eukaryota; Metazoa; Chordata; Aves; Passeriformes; Passeridae
Gene: RHPN2
Product: rhophilin Rho GTPase binding protein 2
Exons: 12
Coding region: 545-2032 (495 amino acids)
Biological process (GO): negative regulation of stress fiber assembly; signal transduction
Source: RefSeq, a predicted model, not a curated record
CCUCGCCUACUGAGGCGCUCCCCGGGGGCGGUGGCGGCCCCAGGGUGCCGGGAGUGGCCGCUCCGGGUGGCCACCCGCAGGGGCUGUGGCCAAGCUGGGCGGCGCGGGAGGCCGAGGGAAGCGCCAGGAGGCGAGCAGCGCCUUCGAGGCGGCCAGGCAGACUCCGCACGCUCCAGCGGAGAGCGGCCGAGGGGGAGCGAGCUGAGCCGCCACCGCGCAGUGGCCACCGGGCUCCGCUCUCAGUCAGCCACAGCCACCGCCCGUCUCCGCACGAGGGGCGCCUCAGCCGCCCCAGCGGGAACCUCUUCUAGGGGAAGAGGCCCGGGGGUCGCUGCAAGGACCAGGACAGGACCACUGGGCGGCGGAGGAGCAGCGCCGUGGGGCGGGGCAGCUCCUCCCCGCCACCACCGGAGGUGGGGCCGGGCGGUGCCGUGGGGCAGCGGUGGCAUUUCCGCAGGGUCGUGGUUUCGCCGAGAGGAGCUCGUCUCGUAGCAGUGGCGGACAGACGGACGGUCGGACGGACGGCUGGUCGGCCCGCCCGAAGAUGACAGACGCCUUGCUGCCCCGCCAGGCGGCGGAGCCGACCGGGGACGGCUACUUUCGGAAGGGAUGCAAUCCUCUUGCUGAGACUGGACGAAGCAAAUUGCAAAAUCAAAGAGCUGUUCUAAACCAACAGAUCUUAAGAGCAGUGAGAAUGAGAGCUGGUGCUGAAAAUCUUUUAAGAGCAACCACCAACAACAAAGUACGAGAGCAAGUACUACUGGAACUCAGUUUUGUAAACUCAGACCUGCAGAUCUUAAAGGAAGAAUUGGAAGGACUUAAUAUCUCAGUAGAAGUUUAUCAAAAUGCAGAAGAGACUUUCAGUAUUCCCUUGGUACCUCUUGGCCUAAAGGAAACCAAAGAUGUAGACUUUACACUCCCCCUCAAGGACUUUAUUCUGGAACAUUAUAGUCAAGACAGUUCAGAGUAUGAAGAUGAAAUAGCAGAUCUCAUGGAUCUGAGACAAGCCUGCCGGACUCCUAGCCGAGAUGAAGCUGGCAUUGAGAUGUUGAUAAGCUAUUUCCUGCAACUUGGUUAUGUAGAAAACAGAUUUUUCCCACCCACCAGGCACAUUGGAGUUCUAUUUACAUGGUAUGAUUCCUUCACAGGUGUCCCAGUGUGUCAGCAAAAUCUGUUGCUUGAAAAAGCCAGUGUUUUAUUCAACAUUGGAGCUCUCUACACCCAGAUUGGAACAAGAUGCAAUCGUCAGACCCAGGCUGGACUUGAAAAUGCUGUUGAUGCUUUUCAGAAAGCUGCAGGAGUUCUAAGCUACUUAAAGGAGACCUUUACUCACACACCAAGUUAUGACAUGAGCCCAGCUAUGCUGAAUGUACUGGUGAAAAUGAUGCUUGCACAAGCUCAAGAGUGUGUUUUUGAGCAGAUUGGCCUUUCUGGAAUACGCAAUGAAUUUUUCACACUAGUGAAAAUGACACAGGAAGUUGCCAAGGUGGGAGAGGUUUACAUGCUGGUUAACACUGCAAUGAAUCAGGAACCAGUGAAAGAGAAUAUUCCCUAUUCCUGGUCUAAGCUGGCACAAAUAAAGUCAGACCAUUACAAAGCUCUGGCACAUUACUUCACUGCCACCAUUCUGUGUGACCAUGAGUUGCAGCCUGGUGAUGAUGAAGAUCAGCAGGAGAAAGCCUUGUCCCAGCUGUAUGACUGUGUGCCUGAAGGGCUGAUGGUUCUUGCUGUUUUAAAGGACAAAGUUCAGAGAAAACAAUUAGGGAAAGCGCAUUUACGCAAAGCCAUUGUUUACCACGAAGAGGCUCUCAGGGUCUGUGGGCUCUGCAAAAAGCUUCGCAACAUUGAGGCUCUCCAGGAGGUUCUGACAGCUGCACAUAAACGUUCACUUCUCAAAUAUGCUCAGCAAGAGACAGAAGAUGACUUCCUAAGUCUGCUUCAGGCUCCAGAUAUACUCCCACAAGAGUGCAACUUACUCUAUGGGAAUGCAGAAGACAUACUCCUUAAUUUGUUUAGCCAUGGACGAGGAUAA